GCGUCGAUCUGCUCAGAACCCAGAGGGACGAUAUUCACGUUGUUUCAGUGCAAACCUGCAGAAACAUUUAUUACAUUUAAUCAUCAUAAAUACAAAAGGUUAUAAACAACACUAGGAGGGGGACGCGGGCAAACCACGUGACCGAAUGCGGAAGUGGUGGAGCAGGGGGUCGUUCUGAGGUCACGCUGCUGAGAUGACCGGGCUGUGACAGCGUGUGUCCAAGUGUGUCUGUACCGGACCCAUUCCCGUGACAUGGCCGCUGCAAAGAAGAGUUGUGCGAAGUCAGGAGGCGUGCGCUUCUCAGAGGUGGCCCCCGCCGCCGGAGCCCCGUCUCAUGUCCACUUCGACGAAAAGCUGCAUGACUCCGUUGUCAUGGUGACUCCAGAGGAUGACGGCAACUUCAUGGUCAAGGUCGGCUUCCUGAAGACGCAGCAUCGAUAUGAAAUAGUGUUCAACCUGCCCGAUGUCCCAGCUCUGGGGAAGGAUGUGUGUCCAGCGCCUGUGCCCAGUCCGCACCUCCGCAUCACCGACAUCACACCUGCACCAGAGGGAGGUCUGAAGGUGACGUGCGAGUACAUGGCCCAGCAGGAGGGAGUUCUGUGCGAGGAGGUGCUGCUGCUGAGCGAGACCAACGAGGACGUGUGUGUCAAAGUCAAGGUUCACGCCAGAGUCAUGGAUCGUCACCACGGCACCCCCAUGCUGCUGGAGGGGGUUCGCUGCAUCGGGGUGGAGCUGGAGUACGACUCCGAACAGAGCGACUGGCAGGGAUUCGACUGAACCCCCACUUCCUGCUCCCUUUUCCCACCGGAAGUACACAAACACACGCUAACACACACACAGUUACCUGCCGUCAUAGGACGAUACACACACACACACACACACACACACACGUGUUCAUCCCAACAUGUGCUCAUCUGCGGACCUCACCGGAAGUGGAAGUCCUGUGACCUGAGAGCAUUUACAUCCAAAGACGUUCCUCUGCUUUCUCCACAUCACCGACAGCUUCUGAACAGACGUGUUGUCUCUUCUCUUUCUGCAGCUCCUCCAACUUUCUUCAUCCUCGUCCCCCUGUGCUGUUACUCUGCGUUCAUCCUCUAGAGGGCAGCAGUGCUCUUUAAAUCCGUGCGGCCUCAGCUUCCCCCUCUCGCUGCGUCUCGUUUCCUGAUGUGAAGAGUGAAUCCCUCAUGAAGUCUUGUUUGUGAAUUUUACAAGAUUGAGACUGACCCGAAAAGAAGAACAUCUGCACAUCCCAGGUGAAAUAGAGAUGAACUGAGAGGAAGUGCUGGGGCCUGUAAUGUCUCCGCUUCACCACAAGGGGGCACUGCAGGCGACUUUGCAUUUAAAGUCUAAUCCAACUGUGCAAUUCAUAAUAAUAAUAAUAGUAAUAAUAGUAAUAGCUUGAAUUCACAUGUAAGAGGUUUUAAUGGACAUUAUCUCAACAUGCCCUGAAAACAUCUGCUUAGUUUUUAGGUUUUAGUCCCAAACACUGGAUGUGAAGAUUUGCACCUACAAAAAUAUAAACCAAGAAAAAUAAAGCGUCUCUAGUUGGAGCGACUUUUUCUUGUUAUUGGGAAUCUGAGAUCGACUGCUGAUGACACACGCUAAACAAAAUGUUUUUUUCUUAUUGAGCUCUAAAAGUCUUUUUUUUGUUUUGGAGAGUUUAUAGAACAAAAAUCUGAUAUUUAAAUACAUCACCGUGGUCUUGGGAAUAUCCUGAUACACAUUUGAAAGUAUUAAUCUAUUAACCCAUAUUUUUGGUGGAUUUUUCUUCCCUGUUAGAAAGCAGCUGGUCCAAUCAACAUUUGGUUUAACUUCAUGAAGCCUUCCGAAAAACACACACACACACACACACACACACACACACACACACACACACACGACAUAAGUGCCUCUCACGCCUCCGUCCUGUUCCCUCACUCGAGCCUGAUGUUGUUUCACCAUCUCCCUGCUCGUCCUCGUCUCACACACACACACACAGACACACACACAUGCAGCGGUUUGGAGCGGGAGUACAGAGAAAGAACGUGGGACAGAAAAAGUGUUUCAGUUUAUUUGUUGUGUUUCCUGCGUGGAAUCCGUCCACCAGCUUCCCUCAGUCUCAGCCGCUCUCGUCACGGCACCAGUGCAGAUCAGCGAGAGUCGACAGGCGUAACGUCCUGUCACCUUGGCUCAGUUUACAUCUGUGAGCAAGUGCCAUGAUCUGCUUCCACUGACAUCUUCCUCCUCCUCUUCCUCCUUACUCAUGUUUCAUCACUUCUCUUUCCUCUGCUCCUCUCCUACCGAAUGCAUUCAGCCUUAAAGCAAAUGACUGUGUGUAGUUUCUCUCUGUGUUGGACUGUGAGCUGUUGGUGUCGUACAGAGUUUAUAGGUUUAUUAGAUGUUUGCUUGCGUGUUUUAAAGGUCAGAAUCCGGUUUGUUCCCUCUCGGUGUGAAACUAAAGUGCUCUGUAGUUAACGUAGAGGUUCCCGUGUCGAUAUCUGCUCCCUGUGCGAGUGAUUGAUGUGUUUGAUUUCAAAAAAUGAUGAAUAAAAAUGUGUCUGUCUUUUGA
This is a messenger RNA of Hippoglossus stenolepis (Pacific halibut), 2548 nucleotides long. RefSeq names its product chromosome 23 C20orf27 homolog (gene adisspb). The transcript is spliced from 6 exons. The record is from RefSeq and is a predicted model, not a curated record. NCBI's taxonomy places the organism in Eukaryota, Metazoa, Chordata, Actinopteri, Pleuronectiformes, Pleuronectidae. The coding region runs from base 253 to 777 and encodes 174 amino acids.